Molecule: messenger RNA, 2442 nt
Organism: Scheffersomyces amazonensis
Lineage: Eukaryota; Fungi; Ascomycota; Pichiomycetes; Serinales; Debaryomycetaceae
Product: proton-dependent oligopeptide transporter, POT family
Exons: 1
Coding region: 225-2117 (630 amino acids)
Biological process (GO): transmembrane transport; oligopeptide transport
Cellular component (GO): membrane
Molecular function (GO): transmembrane transporter activity
Source: RefSeq, a predicted model, not a curated record
CUGAUUGCAAUAUAAUCCUCACUAUCAGUAAUUCCAAUUUCAGAAAUUUUAUGAAGGUAAUUUAGUGUAUGAUACUAAUAAAUUAAUAAUAACAAUUUAAGCCUAUCUCAAUAGUGGAGAAUUAGUGAUUUCUUAAUAUAUAAAGAACUAGGAUUAUCCCAAUUUUCCCAUUUAUUGCUUUAUUAUAAUCUUUUCUUCUUUAUCAAAAACCAAGUCUUCCGACAAUGAGUUCCAUUCAAGAAGAAAAGCAAGCUGCUGUUGAUCAAGUCCUUUCUAAGGACGUUACUUCAACUAGUGAUGAAGACUACGAUUACGAUGAUCCACAUAAUUAUUCUACCAACUAUGUUGAUGAAUUUAACCCAAGAGGUUUAAGAGUCCCAACAAAUGAAGAAGCCGCUACUUUAAGAAGAGUUUUAGGUAAGGUUGCCUUCUCUACUUACAUGAUCUGUCUUUGUGAGUUGGCCGAAAGAGCUUCUUACUAUUCUGUUACUGGUAUUAUGACUAACUUCAUUCAAAGACCUUUACCACCUAAUUCUCCACAUGGCUGGGGUGCUCCUGAAUCUAAGGACAGUUCAAGUCAAGCUGGUGCUUUAGGCCAAGGUUUAGAGGCUGCUAACGCUCUUACUUUAUUAAUUACCUUCGUUGCUUAUGUUGUUCCAUUAUACGGUGGUUUUAUUGCUGAUACUAGAAUUGGUAAAUAUAGAGCUAUUUGGAUCGGUGUUAUCUGUGGUUUAGUUUCGCAUAUUUUAUUUGUGAUUGCUGCUUUACCAACUGUUAUCAGAUCUGGUAACGCUGCUUUAGCUCCAACCAUUUUAGCCAUUGUUUCUUUAGCUUUCGGUACUGGUUUCAUUAAACCAAACUUGUUACCAUUAUUAAUGGACCAAUACCCAGAAAAAACAGAUGUUGUCAAGGUCUUACCAUCUGGUGAAAAAGUUAUUGUUGAUAGACAAAAGUCAUUCGAAAGAAUGACAUUGGUUUUCUACUGGGCUAUUAACAUUGGUGCUUUCUUCCAAUUAGCUACUUCAUAUAUUGAAAGAAGAAUUGGUUUCUGGUUUGCUUUCUUCAUUCCAAUUCUUGUUUACUUAAUCUUACCAGCUGUCUUAAUUUACUUAAGACCUAGAUUAGUUUUCAACCAACCUGAAGGUUCUGUUUUAACUAACUCAUGGAAAGUGUCUGCUGUUACUUUCUCCAGUGGUUUUAUUGGAAGAUGGAGAAACGGUACUUUAUGGGAAUGGGCUAAGCCAACUAAUAUGAUUGCUAGAGGUAGAGAAUAUUACAAUGAAAAGAAGAAGACUCCAAUCACUUGGAAUGAUCAAUGGGUCUUAGAUGUCAAACAAACUUUCAAUGCAUGUAAGAUUUUCAUUUAUUUCAUUGUUUUCAACUUAGCUGAUGGUGGUAUCGGUUCCGUUCAAACCUCUCAAGCUGGUUCAAUGACUACUCUUGGUGUACCAAAUGAUUUAUUCAGUAAUUUCAAUCCAUUAGCCAUUAUUAUCAUUAUUCCAGUUCUUGAUCAUGGUAUUUACCCUCUUUUAAGAAGAUAUAAGAUUAACUUCAAACCAGUUUACAGAAUUUUCUUCGGUUUUAUCUUAGCUGGUUCUUCGCAAAUUGCUGGUGCUAUUAUUCAAUGGAGAGUUUACAAAACUUCUCCAUGUGGUUACUAUGCUACUGUAUGUGAUGUAGGUACCGGUGUUUCACCAAUCUCUGCUUGGCAAGAUGUUUCAUUAUACAUUCUUUCUGGUGCUGGUGAAUGUUUUGCUAAUAUUACUGCUUAUGAAUUAGCUUAUACCAGAGCUCCACCUGAAAUGAAGGGUUUAGUCAUGGCUAUCUUCUUAUUCAUGUCUGCUAUUUCUGCUGCUUUAUCUGAAGCUGUUACUCCAGCUUUGAUCGAUCCAUACUUAAUCUGGCCAUUUGCCGGUAUUGCCAUUGCUACUGUUGUCGCUGCUGUUCUUUUCUUAAUCCAAUUCUGGAACUUAGACAAAGAAAUGGAACAAGAAAGACUUCAAAGAGAAGCCUUAGACAGAAGAGAUGAACUUGAAUUCAUUACUUCUCAUGGUGGUGUCGAAAGAAGUGAAGACUUAGCUCCAGUUACUUCUAUAAAGUCAGCUGUCGGUAAGUAAGUGAAAUACACUUGCAUUUAGGUUGAUUUUUUGGGCUUACUGUGUUACUAGUUUUUUUACAUGAAAGUAUCAUUAUAAUUCUUCAUAAGUACCUUUUAUAUUAUUAUUCAUUCAGUUCUAUAUAGACUUCGGGUUAUUUUCAUUGUCUUUUAUAAUAUAUCAUUUAAUUAUUUUAAAUUCAUUUGUAGUAGACUUCUAGGUUAUUGAAGCCUUAAUUCGUAAAUGAAAAGGAUAGAAGCGUAGAUUUUGUAUAUAAACAAAGGUGGAGAUAAAAAGGGGUGGCAGUAUUAUAAACGAAAAGAGACAGUCAUACGACUGAAUGACA